Molecule: messenger RNA, 3569 nt
Organism: Chroicocephalus ridibundus (black-headed gull)
Lineage: Eukaryota; Metazoa; Chordata; Aves; Charadriiformes; Laridae
Gene: RABGEF1
Product: RAB guanine nucleotide exchange factor 1
Exons: 11
Coding region: 136-1752 (538 amino acids)
Biological process (GO): vesicle-mediated transport
Cellular component (GO): cytosol; endocytic vesicle
Molecular function (GO): zinc ion binding; guanyl-nucleotide exchange factor activity; small GTPase binding
Source: RefSeq, a predicted model, not a curated record
CCUUCCGCCGCCGCCGCCGCGGAGGGGAGGACGCGGCGGGCCGCCGUGAGGGGAGCGGAGCGGAACGGAACGCCGAGCCCAGUCCAGCAGCGCGGAGCGGCGGCGGCCCCCGCCGCCCGGGACAACCGGAAGAAAAUGAACCUGAAAUCUGAACGCAGAGGAAUUCACGUUGAUCAGUCAGAGCUACUGUGCAAGAAGGGAUGCGGUUACUACGGCAAUCCUGCUUGGCAGGGAUUUUGCUCCAAGUGCUGGAGAGAGGAAUACCAUAAGGCCAGGCAGAAACAGAUUCAAGAGGACUGGGAGCUGGCAGAGCGGCUUCAGCGUGAGGAGGAAGAAGCAUAUGCCAGUAGUCAGAGUACCCAAGGGGCGCAGUCGCUGACCUUUUCAAAAUUUGAAGAAAAGAAAACCAAUGAGAAAACCCGAAAGGUCACUACUGUGAAGAAGUUCUUCACUGCUUCUUCCAGAACAGGAGCUAAGAAGGUGGCUCAAGAGAAAAUCGUUAAGCAAGGACAGCUUGGGAGGGAGCGAAAUGCUGAUAACAUUCUCAGGGAUUUGAAGGAAAUUUUCACUCCCUCCUGGGAACUGGCUUCCCCUACUGAAGUCUUGGCUGGCAAGUUGAAAGAGAUCCAAGAAGCCAAGGCUCCCAGCCCUUCCAUAAACAGGCAGGCUAGCAUCGAGACAGAUCGAGUAUCCAAGGAAUUCAUAGAAUUUCUCAAGACCUAUCAUAAACCUGGACAAGAUAUCUAUAAGCAAUGUAAACUGUUUUUGGACACAAUGAACCAUAAAAGGGACUUAAGUAUUGAGGAGCAAUCUGAGUGUGCCCAGGACUUCUAUCAAAAUGUAGCAGAGAAAUUACAGACACGCUGGAAAGUGCCCCCUGAAAAAGUUGAGAAAGCAAUGGAUCAGAUUGAAAAAUACAUUAUGACUCGACAGUAUAAAUACGUCUUUUGUCCUGAAACAACUGAUGAUGAGAAGAAAGAUCUUGCUGUCCAAAAGAGAAUCAGGGCUUUGCACUGGGUAACUCCACAAAUGCUGUGUGUUCCUGUCAAUGAAGAGAUUCCAGAAGUCUCCGAUAUGGUUGUAAAAGCAAUUACAGAUAUUAUCGAAAUGGAUUCAAAGCGUGUCCCUCGUGAUAAGUUAGCAUGCAUCACCAAGUGCAGCAAGCAUAUAUUUAAUGCUAUUAAAAUCACAAAAAAUGAACCAGCUUCUGCUGAUGACUUUCUUCCAACACUUAUAUACAUUGUUUUGAAGGGAAACCCGCCCCGUCUGCAGUCCAACAUCCAGUACAUAACACGCUUCUGCAAUCCAAGCAGGCUAAUGACAGGAGAAGACGGCUACUAUUUUACCAAUCUGUGCUGUGCUGUGGCCUUCAUUGAAAAACUGGAUGCUCAGUCUUUAAAUCUAAGCCAAGAAGAUUUUGAUCGUUUUAUGACUGGUCAGACAUCCCCGAAGAAGCAAGAAUCUGACAGUUUUUCACCUGAUGUGUGCCUGGGUGUUAAGCAAAUGUAUAAAAACUUAGACCUACUAUCUCAGUUGAAUGAGAGACAGGAAAGAAUUGUCAAUGAAGCCAAGAAGCUCGAGAAAGACCUAAUAGAUUGGACUGAUGGAAUUACAAAGGAAGUCCAAGAUAUUGUUGAGAAAUAUCCAUUAGAAAUAAAACCAAAAAAUCAAGCCUUAGCAGCUAUUGACUCUGAAAAUGUGGAGAAUGACAAGCUACCCCCACCGCUGCAGCCUCAGGUUUACGCGGGAUAAUUAUCAGUGUUAACUUUGAAAAGCAUCAUUGUCCUCACCUAGUACUAUCUGCUACUUGGGAAGGGAAGUAAAUUUAAGGCUAAAAAUCAGAUGAGCUUAAAUCAGUACAUUUUUAAAGGUACAUUUUUUGUUAAGUGUAUUGUUAAUUGUAUUUAUUUUAGUCAAGUAGAUUUCUAUUAGGCUUUUGUGGGUUUUUGAACGGAAUUGACAUUUUCUACACAAACCGGUGUAAUUUUUAAGCAACGCUAGUCCCUUGACAUCUUUCCUGAGAGCUUCCUUCUAGGCAUGCACUUACUUGUUUUUAAUAAUUAGUUUAACUUAAAGAAUUUGAGUUCCAGCAGAAACUCAAAAGUUACCAAUGUUAGUCUGAAUUUAUUCUGUAGCUGUAAAGAUGAACUAUAUAUUGUAAAAUAUGUAAAAUUGUAAAUAGAUUUAAAAUCUAAUGUCUCAACUGUGCAUGACAUCUUGUGUAUGAGUGAAAAUGAUAUAAAAGUAUUCAUUUAGCACCUUUCAGUUAAAUCACAUCGCAGUAUAAAGGCAAGUACAUUGUUACUGUUGCAGUAAGCUAGAUGGUAUAACUGAUGAAUUACAGUCAGAGAAGAUAUCGUUGUAACGAUUUGAAAACUUGACAUUCGUCUCGAAAUCUGCUCUGUAAAAAAAAAAUAGCACUUUUUAAAAUACGACAUUUCUUCAUGUAAAUCUUCUCUCUGCUUUGUCAGUACACCUGAUAGCCUUCGGUGGUGCACGUAAGUGCUGGUAUUACCAAUUUCAAAGAGAACGUUCAGCCAAGCUUCAGAAAGGAAGGAAAUAUUUUUAUUAAAAAUUGCAUAAUGUGGAACAAAAAGGGGGUGGGGAGGAGUUAGCGCAAGAGUUGCACCAAAAGUGGCUUUCUUUUUCUGGCAUUGCCUAGUGAGUUCCAUCGGUGGGCUAGGUCUUGAUUAUUUUUUUGACAAUCCUGGUAGAUAAAUAAGUUCAUAUAAUGAGAGGCUGCUUUUUAGAAGAGGCACGAGCCGUUGCUCUGAGCAGAAAAGUGCACUUUAUUUUCAGGAAACAUCAGUCUUCUGAUCUUUAGUGACCCCCCCCCCCCUCAGCAAAGGGAGUUAUCUUGCAAAAGUAUUGAACGUUGAGGUAAACGUUGACUUUAAGGCACUAGAAGUUGAAUGGGUGUAUUUCAAGGUAAGAAUAAUAGCUCAUUCCACAAAAAGUAACCUCUUGACAAUAUAACUUUUUUAUGCCAGUGAAACAUUUUCUAUAUCAUUUUAAAUAUCUUCCAGUUAAUCCAGUCUGCCGUGAUGUGUUUGUGUACCUGAGAUAUCUAACAUAAAGCUACUUAGCUUGAACUACUCUUAAGCAAUGCUAAAUUCUUACCAUCAAGGAGGAAAGUACCUACCUCUUUAUUAUGUUCCACUGCUUUAAAAACACUGCUGUUCUAAAUUCGCACUGCAAUAAUUUCAGACCACAACUGUGAUUUGUCCCUUUUUGUCAAACGUAUUUAGCCUUACGAACUAUGCAUUCCUAGUGUUUCGGAGAGAACCAGUUACCCAAAACUCCACUGCUGAGGUGAAGCAAUGAGCUGAUCGGAUGAUCGCGAGAAAUUAGGUUAUUUAAUGUAUCCAUGUGUCACUGCGCCCAAAUUGCUUAGGACCUGACCAGUGCUGGCAGUAAAUAAUACUGUAAAGUCUUUAUUUUCUUUACAAACACUAGGUGCUACUUCUGAUAUCCAGGUACACAGGUUUUCCUGAGGAGGAAAAAAAACAAAAAAGCAAACUCGGAGCUAUUGUGUAAAUUCCGAUGUUUAAAUAAAAGUGUGUACAUUA